AUGCCUUUAGUGAAAGCUGCAUCUCAUCUAUUAUUAUAUUCUUUUGCAUUUGGUGGCUCUGCUUUUUAUUCAUAUGUAGCAUCUCCAAUCGCAUUCAAAGUGUUAGCUAGAGAUCAAUUUUCUAUCUUACAGAGUAAAGUGUUUCCUAGUUUUUUUGCAAUGCAAGGGUUUUCGCCAAUGUUGCUUGCUUUGACUGCCCCUAUGCCAUUAACUAUGGCACCUGCAUUAGCAUUAUCUGCAGCAUCUGCUAGUGGUUUACUUAAUUUGUUUUGGUUAUUACCAUGGAAUAGAAAAGUUAAAGAACAAAGAUUAGAACUUAAAACUAAAUAUAAGGAUGACCCAGAGAAAUUAGAAGAAUUAGAUAAAGCGUUAAGAACAGAAUUUGGGAAAUCUCAUGGUAUAAGUUUAUUAUUUAACGUCUCUCAUGUGAUUAGUUUAAUAGUUUAUGGUGUCUAUCUUUCUAAGGGACUAUUACAUUUUAUACCCAAAUGA
Maudiozyma barnettii is the source of this 492-nucleotide messenger RNA. RefSeq names its product Tmh18p (gene TMH18). The coding region runs from base 1 to 492 and encodes 163 amino acids. The record is from RefSeq and is a predicted model, not a curated record. NCBI's taxonomy places the organism in Eukaryota, Fungi, Ascomycota, Saccharomycetes, Saccharomycetales, Saccharomycetaceae. The transcript has a single exon.